Ectocarpus sp. CCAP 1310/34 is the source of this 2743-nucleotide messenger RNA. The record is from the annotation of a GenBank genome assembly. Lineage: Eukaryota; Phaeophyceae; Ectocarpales; Ectocarpaceae.
AUGGUACGACACGAAGCCCCCGUGAAGCUAGAUUCUGUGGGCUUGCUUACCCUUGUCGACCGUUACGACGUGCCACCGACGGCGGUAUCUCCGUCGGCUUGCGGGGGCGAUGAUGGCGAGGAAGUCUCCGUCAUCCUGGCCGGUUCCGAUCCCAUCGGACGCGUGAGCCUUAACAACACCGCCGUCGCCCGGGAGGCUUUGUUGUCCGGCAACGGCGGCGGCGGCAGCAGCAGCGGCAGCGGGGGGGAGGGAGGACACGCCUGCUCGCACUCGCACGAGGGGCACCACCAUCAUGCGAACGGGCACCACGGGCAUGCGAACGGGCACCGGGACGAGGAGGAUCCCGGCAACGGUCACGGCGAUGCUUGCUGCAGCCAUGGUGGGCAGAACGGGGGCUCCUACGCCCACGCGAAUGGGCACGGUGACAAUGACGGGCCCGAGAUGAAGAAGGUCCAUGGCAAGCACGGUGCCGCGGCAGUCGGCGGCGGCUGUUCCGGGGAGAGCCAUGGGCACGAGCACCAUGUCCACGGGCAUCACCACGAUGAUGUGGACAGCGGCGACGGCGACGGCUGCUCGCACUCGCACGGGCCCGCUGACGGGGGCGGGGGUUGCAAGGGGCACGGGCAUAGCAUGAACCUGAUGGCGGUGUUGGUGCACGCCAUCGCGGAUGCGGUUUCUUCUGGUGUCGUUUGCGCUCAGGGCGUCGUUGCGUUCAUUUUCGGCAGGUCUGGCGUAGAUUGGACGGACUACCUCGACCCGCUGACGAGCAUCGCCCUGUCGGUCUUCAUCGUCUACUGCGCUCUUCCGGUCGUGAAGGAGUGUGCCCAUGUUCUCCUGGAGGGGACUCCCCGCAGCGCGGACCUGCCACGUCUGAGAAAGGAACUCUUAAAGGUGCCAGGAAUAUCCAAGAUCCAGAGCCUAAGCGUGACCCAACUCAACAGCGAGGAACCGUUCGUGGCCGCGGUCACAAUCGUCGCCGACCCCGAAGUCGGCGGCGCCUCGACAAAAUCGGCAGAAAGGUUGGGAAAUGGCGGGGUGGGGGCAGCGCAGACGAGGCGAGGUGGGGCAACGGGCUUGGUUGAGGCCGUGAAGCUAGUGUUGGGGAGCCAUAACAUCGGCCGAAACACGGUGGAAGUGGUGCUGCGGCAUAGAGAUGACGCGGCGCGCGGCGGCGCAACCGAGGGGACGCCGCCGAAGAGAAAUCGGGAGACGGGGAGGCAGUUGUGCGGGGUUGAGAGCGAUGGUGGUGGACACGAGGCGGAACGGGGGGCGGGCGGUAGGGCCGGGUUAGAACACGAUCGGCGUUCUCACGGACAAUGUUCUGGGCACGGACAUUCGCACUCGCACUCGUCGAGAGCGGUCGACUUGGUGUAGUUAGACCCUCUACCCUGCUCCCCGUUUCUUCACGUUGUUUGUUGUAAACCCUGCCAGGGGUAACAUUCUCGGCGAACAGGCGAUAGGGAUGGAGGUCGCGGCGGGAAUUUCGUUUUUUGCUUUGAGGUGUGGGUGUCCGUGGUCCGUGAAAAUGGUGCAUGUCCUUUGUUUUACGAUUUUCUGUGGGCUGUGUUGUGCCGAAUUGCUUUCCAGGGGGAGGAGGGUUUUUAGUGGAGUUUUCGACCAACGCUGCUGCUGCUGCUGCUGCUGCGGUGUUGGUUUGGAGUGGGUGAAGAAGACGAUGCGUCGGGCCGUCCCGCGGCUGUGUGGUGGUCCGCGAGAUUGUAUGACCGGACUCUGUUCAAUCAGCCCCCUCUGUUAGGCCACCCAGUCGCUGUGACUGUUUUGCUUUUUUUGUGGGUUUGAGGGGGGCGCAGCGGGAGGGGGGCGCGGAGGUCUGUUGUCGCCAGUCUUGCUAUGAUCCAUCUGCAAGUUUUGUUGUUCCUACUUGUACACGGUGGGGGCGGUUGUGAUCGUUGGCCCUGGCUUGCCAUUCAUGUAAUGUACAGGUCGGUCGGUGUGUCUACAUCAGUUCAUAUAUUUUUUUGUUUUUGGCUUGUUCGCCAUCGCACCACGUCAAGUCUUUCGUACCUCGAUACAAGUGGCUCUUGAGCGUGAGAGCAAUGACGACGGUGUCUGAUGUGACUCCUGUGCCGCCACAAGUUGUGUCCCUAUUCUCCUCUUGCACGUUGAUAUCAGAGAUACAUAGAAGCCGAAAUCAAACCAUUAGACUGGUAGACUGAAUAGUCAGCGCUGACUGCCGUAUAUGACACAAGAUAACACACCCCAGUGAUAGCAUUUUGGAGUUUGAAAAUACUGUCACCCGGUGUGGUAUCCUGUGGGGUGUGUGUUAUCUUAUGUACCCCGGGUGAUAAAAGUGCAGCUCGCAGGGGCCCCUGAGGGGGUGUGAUAGCGCGUCCGAAAACCCACAGCGUGUGUUUGGGGGUGUGAUAAAUGAGGGGGUAUGACAAAGGGGGGUGUGAUAGCACGUCCGAACAGCCACAUUGUGUUCUUUGGGGUGUGAUAAAUGAGGGGGUGUGAUAGACUGCUUGUAGAGAUGAACCGCUGCUGCCGCACACUUGAAAGAAGGGUGUGGUAUUGCACAGGCGUGAUAGGCCAAGGGUUGAUUUAGUACAGUACGUACUAAACGUACUUUCCAGUAUUUCAGUACAGUGUAAGGCCUAUUAUCGGGGUUUGUGUAUGGCUCUCGGUAGUGCUAAGCGCAACGGUGCGUUUAGAACAGCUUUGGAUACUGUACUCUAGUCAACGCAAUAGUGCGUUAAGUGAGUGUGUUGUGUUUUCGUCCUAU